Eleginops maclovinus (Patagonian blennie) is the source of this 2123-nucleotide messenger RNA. It is a transcript of the gene chordc1b, whose product is annotated as cysteine and histidine-rich domain (CHORD) containing 1b. The record is from RefSeq and is a predicted model, not a curated record. NCBI's taxonomy places the organism in Eukaryota, Metazoa, Chordata, Actinopteri, Perciformes, Eleginopidae. The transcript is spliced from 11 exons. Bases 154 to 1176 code for a protein of 340 amino acids.
CUCCGAUCUUUGCCGAGUGUAGCCGAGAACUUCCGGAAGUGGAAUGUGUAGCGGCAGUCCACACACGACUAGGGCACUGUUUCCCACACACACGAGCCGUAUAGUGGUUAGUUAAACAUCUGGGCACCGGUUAAACUUUUACCACCCGGAAUCAUGUCCGAUUUGUGUUAUAAUAAGGGAUGUGGACAGCGAUUUGAUCCAGAAAAUAACCCAGCUGAUGGCUGCACCUAUCAUCCAGGAAUCCCAGUAUUCCAUGAUGCAUUGAAGGGAUGGUCCUGCUGCAAAAGAAGAACCACUGACUUCUCAGACUUUCUCAGCAUUGUUGGCUGUACAAAAGGUCCCCACAACAAGGAGAAGCCCCCUGAGCCGGUGAAACCAGACAUGACAUCGUCAGGAGAAAAUAAAGACAUAGAUGACCAAAAACCAAAGUUCAAUGAGUUCAUCAUCUCCGCACCAAAGCCUCAGGAGGCGAUACGCAGACCAAGUGCUGAUGAGCCGAUGGUGAGGAUGCAGCACAAAGUGUCUUCUUCGCUGAAGCAGGCUUUGGAGAAACUGAAGCUUACUGAAAAUGAAGCAGAGAAGAAAGAGGAAGAUAAUGACGAGAUCAAGAUUGGAACAUCCUGUAAGAAUGGAGGAUGUACUAAAAGUUUCGAUGGACCUGCAAGCGAUUCGGAUGAGUGCUCAUACCACUCGGGAUUUCCAAUCUUCCAUGAAGGGAUGAAAUACUGGAGCUGCUGUAAGAGGAAAACUUCCGACUUUAACACCUUCCUCUCUCAAGAGGGCUGUACCAAGGGAUCACAUCUAUGGAGGAAAAAAGAUGAGGGUAACAAAGUGGUUCCAUGUCGGUUUGACUGGCACCAGACGGGGAUGCAGGUCAUCAUCUCUAUCUACGCCAAAAAUGGCAUCCCAGAGCUGAGCUACGUAGAGGCUAACAGCACCACGCUCGACAUCCAUGUUAUAUUUGAGGGAGAGAAGGAGUUUAUGCAGAAAAUCAACUUGUGGGCAGUGAUAGACGUGAGUAAAAGCAUCGUGAACAUGAUGGCCAGCAAAAUCGAGAUAGCCAUGAAGAAGUCCGAGCCCAUGACUUGGGCACGCCUUGACCUUCCUCCCCCGGCCCCCCCCAAGGAGCAAAUAAAGGAAAAAGAGGAGACUGAUAGCGAGGAGGAAGAUGAAUGAUGAGGUAUUACAAUACAAACAUGGUGCGUACCUUUAGCUGAAUCCAAGGCCUCACAGUUCAUUACCUCUUUUGCUGUCAUUGACAAUGGGCCUCUGCUCUUCAACAGCUUUCCCCUUUCAUUCUUAUUUGUCAACAUACUUGAUUUUUGCUGGUUUUGGUUCUUUGUAUUGCUCAAUAUAAUUGUUUGAAUGCUUAGGAAUCUACAAGAUUUUACAACAGCUUUUUCACUAAAGACUAAGGGUCACAUUUGUUAAUUGCACUGAAGUUCCCAGGAGAUGAAUUCCCCACAGUAAGAUAGGAGUCAGGCGUGACUAUGCUUAAGUCAUCCUAAUGGACCACUGAUCUCUAUUCCCACAUUCUACGUUAAAAGAUUCAUUCCAUCCAAUAAUUUUAUAUUUUUGAUGAUUGCAUUGUUUGUCCAGAAGAAUCACAUCAGACUGAUUGCUGUGCUCAUAGAUAUGUCCCCAUGUAUGGCAAUGAGACAGACCCAUGUAGUCUAAGCAGGAAGUUUUGAUCUCUAAGACACUUGUAUAAUAUAAAGUUUAAUAUCAAUAAAUUGUGUUUUAAAGAAAUGAACUGUUCAUUUUGAGCCUUAAAUUUAGAAAUGAAGAUUAGCUCCCACUACCCCCUUUAAUUCUCUCUUUUUUUUUAACAUGGUUAUACCUAUUAUGUAUAUUUGUACAAGUUUUGCUUCGAAAUGAUCAAUGCUGUGUUUAUCUCCAUUUGUUGUCAGAGCAACAAAGCGCAGUUUGUAUAACGAGAAUGUACUGUAAUGUCUGAGAAUGCUAAAUGAAUACCAAGUAUUUUUCAGCAAAGUACUGUGUUGUUAAAAAUGCUAGACAGCACGUCUGGGAUUUGGCUGAAUGAAUACAUGACGUGUGGGUGAAAAUGUUUAGGGAACCAGUUUAUCUUACCAAAAAUAAACGUUUGUGUUGAACUUUUGAAA